Messenger RNA from Polypterus senegalus (gray bichir), 4287 nucleotides. RefSeq names its product drosha ribonuclease III (gene drosha). Gene Ontology annotation, molecular function: double-stranded RNA binding; ribonuclease III activity. The transcript has 32 exons. The coding region runs from base 154 to 4122 and encodes 1322 amino acids. The record is from RefSeq and is a predicted model, not a curated record. Gene Ontology annotation, biological process: pre-miRNA processing; rRNA processing; regulation of gene expression. Gene Ontology annotation, cellular component: nucleus. NCBI's taxonomy places the organism in Eukaryota, Metazoa, Chordata, Cladistia, Polypteriformes, Polypteridae.
UAUGGUGGUAGGUUUAGCAGAAGACUCACAUAACUCAUUGAAGGAAAAUGUGAUGUUUAUUUUAUAUAUAAUGUCUUUUUUUAUGUAAUUUAUUUCGAUUGACGCCUUCAGGAGGAUUGGAAUAUUCACACAUUUUAUUACGAUUUCAAGGAAAUGUCUUUUCACCCUGGACGUGGUUGUCCCAGAGGAAGAGGAGCUUCUGUGCAGCGUGGUGCUCCUCAGAAUUACAGACCUCAGAACCUCCACCAGAUCCCACCUCAGCAAUCAGUGCCCCUUUUCCAUUAUGACUCAUCAGCUACUCCCUCAUCUGGUUAUCCUAAUCCAGGUGUAGGUUACAUGCCUCCAAGACCUGAUUUUAUUCCAUACCCUCACCCAGCUCCUUCUCAAGGACAAAAUUCUUUAGGCCAGUGUCCUGUUAGACCACCGUUUCCAAACCCUCCCCUUAGAUCAGCUUUUACUGGACCCCCUAAUUUUCCUCCUCCACCAGUCCCUAGCCCUGGUAAUAACACUUUGUCUGGAUCAACAGACUCUAGUCAAAAUUCAUACCAUUACAUGAUGCACACUUUGCCUCCACCACCACUGCCGCCUCCACCUGUUCCACCUGCCAUGCCGCAACAAGUGAGCUAUCAGCCUCCCUAUUCUGUAAACUUUUCCCAGCAGCCUUUUCCCCCAUCCAGUUUUAGUUCAGGUUAUCAGCAGAAUUCAAGUACUUUUAAAUCUGAUCAAUUUAGACAUGCAAGUCAAUAUAAAACUGAAAAGAGCCAAAAUGAACGAAGGUCACCAGAAAGAAGCAGAAGACAUGAAGAUCACAGGCCGAAAGGUUAUGGCUACGGAGUGCACAAUGAUCGGCACAGGCAAGAUUACUUGGGAGAACGAAGAGACCAUGGGCGGAGUCCUGAUAAAAGAAAACAGGAGAGUAGUCGCCACAGGUCAGACUAUGAACGCAGCAGAAGCUCACCUCAUUACAGAAGCAGAGAAAGAAGCAGGGAUCGCCAUCGACACAGGGAAACCAGAAGGUCCUCAUCUAUUGAAAGACAACACAGAAAAGACUAUAAGAGGCCAAGAAGUCGUUCUGCCAGUCGUGAAAGAAAACGGCUUCGCUGGGAAGAAGAACGUGAAAGAAGACCUGAGAGUCGUAGUUCCACAAGAGACAGAAACUUGGCUUCACUGAAAACCAAGGAGGCGGAGGAUAGUCAUACUGAGAAAGAAGAUGAAGAAGAAGAACUAUUAAAGCCUGUGUGGAUUCGGUGCACUCAUGCUGAGAAUUAUUACUCAAAUGAUCCUAUGGAUCAAGUGGGAGACUCUACUGUUGUUGGCACAAGCAAGCUAAGAGAUCUCUAUGAUAGGUUUGAAGAAGAAUUAGGAAAGAGACAAUCAAGAGCUAAAGCAGCAAGACCUGAAUGGGAACCGCCAAAGACCAAACUUGACGAAGACAUAGAUGAAAGCUCAAGUGAUUCGGACUGUGAUUCAGAUGGAGGAAGCAGCUGUACUAGUAGCUCAGAUUCAGAAGUAUUUGAUGUCAUCGCAGAAAUCAAACGAAAAAAAGCCCAUCCUGACCGCUUGCAUGACGAACUGUGGUACAAUGACCCAGGCCAGAUGAAUGAUGGCCCAUUGUGUAAGUGUAGUGCUAAAGCCAGACGAACAGGAAUUCGGCACAGUAUUUAUCCUGGUGAAGAGAGUAUUAAGGCAUGUCGCCCAAUGACAAACAAUGCUGGUCGCUUAUUCCACUACAGAAUAACUGUAUCUCCACCCACUAACUUCUUAACUGAUCGUCCAACUGUUAUUGAAUAUGAUGAUCAUGAGUACAUCUUUGAAGGCUUUUCUUUGUUUUCUCAUACUCCACUUACUAAUAUUCCACUAUGCAGAGUAAUCCGGUUCAAUAUAGACUAUACCAUUCAUUUUAUUGAAGAAAUGACGCCAGAGAAUUUUUGCGUACGAGGUCUUGAACUGUUUUCAUCCUAUUUGUUUAAAGAUAUAUUGGAGUUGUACGACUGGAAUCUAAUGGGUUCAGAAAGUGACACCAGUUGCCCAAAGUUUCACUUCAUGCCUCGUUUUGUUAGGUUUCUGCCAGAUGGUGGAAAGGAGGUUUUAUCAAUGCAUCAAGUGCUAUUGUAUCUUUUACGCAGCAAUAAACCAUUGGUACCUGAGGAAGAAAUAGCCAAUAUGCUGCAAUGGGAGGAGCUGGACUGGCAGAAAUAUGCCGAAGAAUGCAAAGGAAUGAUUGUUACAAACCCUGGAAUGAAACCCAGCUCAGUUCGUAUUGACCAGUUAGACAGGGAACAGUUUAACCCAGAUGUCAUUACAUUUCCUAUAAUUGUUCAUUUUGGAAUACGGCCAGCACAGCUGAGUUAUGCUGGAGACCCACAAUAUCAGAAAUUAUGGAAGAGUUAUGUAAAACUACGCCAUCUGCUGGCCAAUAGCCCAAAAGUCAAACAAGUAGAUAAGCAGAAGUUAACACAGAGAGAGGAAGCACUUCAAAAAAUCAGGCAGAAGAAUACUAUGAGAAGAGAGGUGACUGUGGAGUUAAGUAGUCAAGGCUUCUGGAAGACUGGCGUUCGAUCUGAUGUCUGUCAGCAUGCAAUGAUGUUACCAGUUCUUACACAUCAUAUUCGAUACCAUCAAUGUCUUAUGCAUUUGGAUAAAUUGAUAGGAUAUGUAUUCAAAGAACGCUGUCUGCUUCAGCUGGCCAUGACCCAUCCAAGUCACCAUUUGAAUUUUGGCAUGAAUCCAGAUCAUGCAAGAAAUUCACUGUCAAAUUGUGGAAUUCGUCAACCUAAAUAUGGUGAUAGGAAGGUUCAUCAUAUGUACAUGAGAAAGAAAGGUAUUAACACAUUAAUUAACAUUAUGUCGCGUCUUGGCCAGGAUGAUCCUUCUCCUUCAAGAAUAAAUCAUAAUGAAAGGCUGGAGUUUCUUGGUGAUGCAGUUGUUGAAUUUUUAACAAGUGUGCACUUGUAUUAUUUGUUCCCUAACCUUGAAGAAGGUGGCUUAGCUACUUACCGAACAGCAAUUGUUCAGAAUCAGCACCUUGCUAUGCUAGCUAAGAAAUUGGAACUUGACCGGUUCAUGCUUUAUGCUCAUGGACCUGAUUUGUGCAGAGAGUCGGAUCUGAGGCAUGCUAUGGCCAACUGCUUUGAAGCCUUGAUAGGAGCUGUAUACUUAGAGGGUGGAUUGGAAGAAGCAAAGCAUUUAUUUGGACGAUUGUUAUUUAAUAGUGAGGACCUAAGGGAAGUGUGGCUUAAUUAUCCACUACAUCCUCUGCAAGUGCAGGAACCCAAUACAGAUCGGCAGCUCAUUGAGACAUCGCCAGUCUUACAGAAGUUAACUGACUUUGAAAAUGCGAUUGGAGUUCUUUUUACCCAUGUUCGACUGCUGGCACGAGCCUUUACACUACGCACUGUGGGAUUUAAUCAUCUAACACUAGGCCACAAUCAAAGGAUGGAAUUCCUUGGAGACUCCAUAAUGCAGCUUGUGGCCACAGAGUACUUAUUUAUCCAUUUCCCAGACCACCAUGAAGGCCAUUUAACGUUGCUAAGAAGUUCAUUGGUGAACAAUAGGACUCAGGCUAAAGUGGCGGAGGAAUUAGGCAUGCAGGAAUAUGCCAUUACAAAUGAUAAAACCAAACGACCUGUGGCUUUGAGGACAAAGACUCUUGCAGAUCUGUUGGAAUCCUUUAUAGCUGCACUGUAUAUUGACAAAGAUCUGGAGUAUGUACAUACUUUUAUGAAUGUUUGCUUCUUUCCAAGAUUAAAGGAGUUCAUACUCAAUCAAGACUGGAAUGACCCAAAGUCCCAGCUCCAGCAGUGCUGUUUGACUUUGAGAACUGAAGGCAAAGAACCUGAUAUACCUUUGUACAAGACUCUUCAGACUGUGGGACCUUCCCAUGCAAGAACCUAUACUGUUGCUGUUUACUUUAAGGGGGAAAGGAUUGGGUGUGGUAAGGGUCCAAGCAUUCAGCAGGCUGAAAUGGGAGCUGCAAUGGAUGCACUUGAAAAAUAUAACUUUCCUCAGAUGGCUCAUCAGAAGCGCUUCAUUGAGCGGAAGUAUAGACAAGAGCUGAAAGAAAUGAGACGAGAACGGGAACUUCAGGAGAAAGAAUCGGAUGAAACAGAAGAUAGGAAGUAGUAGUUAGAUGUAUAAAAAUGUAUAUCCUGUAAGGACUAGACUAUUUAUACAAAAUUGUCCUUCAAGACUUUUUUUUUUUUUUCUUUUACCAGAAUUGUAAAUCAUGAUCUUGGCAACAGUAGCAUUUCUUUGUGUUCUUAUAUUUGUAUUGUGUUUUAUUGACAU